This is a messenger RNA of Saprolegnia diclina VS20, 1746 nucleotides long. RefSeq lists its product as hypothetical. The transcript has a single exon. Lineage: Eukaryota; Oomycota; Saprolegniomycetes; Saprolegniales; Saprolegniaceae. The coding region runs from base 1 to 1686 and encodes 561 amino acids. The record is from RefSeq and is a predicted model, not a curated record.
AUGCAGAGCCACACCACCACCAACUGCGCGUUGGGCAUUGAGGAGCGACUCUCGUUCGUCUCGGCGACGAUCGACAAGGCGUACGACGAAGCCAAGACGCCCGGCGACCUCGAGGGCGGUGCGCUGCGCGAAGGCGGCGCCCCCGUCUACACGAGCAAGGAGGUGCUCGGUCUUCUCUCGCAGUACGUCGCUGUCGGCCUCAUGCUCGGUGCGCUCCCCAACAUGACGUACCCCGUCUUUACCGGCUACUUUCACAUGACGGGCGCGCAGUACAACUCGGCCAAGACGCUUCUCUUCAUUGGCUGGUCGCUCAAGGCGUUCAUUGGUAUGAUCUCAGACUGCGUGCCGAUCUAUGGCUACCGGCGCAAGUCGUGGAUGAUGAUUGGCUGGUCCGGCGCGUUCAUUUGUCUCCUUGUCCUCGCCUCCAUGAGCUUUGGCGACCCGUACUACCGCGAGGCAGGCGUGUCCAGGAUCGAGGCCAGUCUCCGCACGGCGGCCCAGAACGCGACCAUCAACUUGGACGCGCCCGUCAAAGGCGGUGUCGUUGCGCUUCUCUUUGGUGUCGCGACCAUCUCGUAUGUGUUUGCGGACGUGCCCGCGGACGCGCUCGUUGUCGAGUAUGCGCAGCGCGAGCCGGUCGCAACCCGCGGCCGCAUGCAGUCGCUUGUCUACACAACGCGCACAGUCUCGUCGACGAUUUCAACGGCCAUUGCCGGUUUUUGCAUGAACUCGCCGCGGUUUGCCGGUGAUUUCUCGUGGGACUUUGGCGUCAACACCAUGUACAUUUUGCUCUGCAUUCCGUGCUUUCUCAUGGUGCCAACGACCUAUUUUGUGAUCCGCGACACAAAGGCGCCGGCCGUUCCGUUUGGGCACUACUUGGGCCAGGUUUGGGAGCUGCUCCAGAAGCGCGCCAUGUGGCAGAUCAUGUUGUUCAACUUUUUCUACAAUCUCUUUGGCGGCGGUCUCUCGUCGACGGCCGCGACAUACGUGCAGCUGCACUGGGCCAAGGUCGAGAACCUCAACAGCCAGAUUAUUGUCAUCAUUUCCAACUUCAUUCUGGCCGGCGUCAUGGCCUCGAUUGGCAAGUGGGGCACCAACUGGAACUGGCGCAUCGUGGUGGUCUCGACGACCUUGGCGACGAUCGCGAUCGACUCGGUCGUGCAGUUUUGCACGUUUUACGCCAUUGUGCGCAACCAGUGGUUCUACCUUGGCGUCCCCUUGGCCGAGCAGCUGCCCCAAGGCGUCCUCUUCAUCGUCACGACCUUUGUGAUUGUCGAGCUCGCCGAAAUCGGCAACGAAGGCGUCGUCUACGGCCUUUUGACGACCGUCUCGAACCUUCCCGCUGCCGUCGGCCCCGUGCUCUCAAGCAUCAUUUGCGCCCACUUCCAAGUCGACGAAGACUCGAUCGUGAGCGACACGCCCGAGGUCCGCGUCCAGGUCACGUACACGUAUCUUAUCUACUACGCCGGGUUUCUCGUCGCGGCCAUGACAUCGAUCUUCUUGCCGACGCAAAAGGCGGCGCUCCACAACCUCCAGCGCCACGGCGGCAGCUACCCGAUCGUCGGCGGCUGCGUCCUUGUCUUCGUCCUCGCCGCGCUCGUCUUUUCGAUCACAGCCAGCGUGCUCUCGAUGCUCCCGUCGACGUCGUGCAUGGUUGUCGCGGGCGGUGGUGGCUGCGACCCGUAGAUAUUGUCUAGGAGAUAGGUCCAGUGUGUUAUGUUAAAUGAAAGAGUACUGACAACGUCA